GUCAGUCUCUUUGCGGCAAUGGCUUUGGACUCUCACAUAGAGAAGGUCAUAUGGACGGCCGGCGAAAUCUCCGACCGUGUCGCCGAGCUCGCCGCGGAGAUCACCUCCGACUUUCCCGCUGCUUCCCCGGCCCCUGUCCUCGUCGGAGUCGCCACGGGAGCUUUCGUCUUCCUGGCCGACUUAGUCAGGCAAAUCAAGCUGCCGAUUUCAGUAGAUUUCAUCCGCGCCGAUUCCUACGGCUGCGGAACAGAGUCCGCCGGCGCUCCACGGCUGUCCCUCGACCUGAAGGCCGACGUCAGGGGAAAACACGUUAUUCUGGUGGAGGACAUUGUGGAUACGGGGAGCACACUGGCGACCCUGAUCAGCCACUUGGAGAAGAGGGGGGCGUCGUCGGUGUCGGUGUGUGCGUUUCUUGAUAAGCCGGCGAGACGGAAGGUUGAGUUUCAGGUUGUGGGUAGUGGAAAGUACUACAGAGGAUUCGAGUGUCCAGAUUACUUCGUGGUGGGGUAUGGAAUGGACUUCGCAGAAGUAUACAGGAAUUUGCCCUAUGUUGGUGUCUUGAAGCCUGAGCUCUACAGUUAGUUCAAGACUCAAACCAGUCCAACAAGCAGACCCAGUCUCUGGUUCCUCGAAGUUGCUCUGCUGGUUUAUGUUUGCAGAAAGGUCCGGAUUUUGACAGACUAAGCACAUGAUAUUUCUAUCUUUCAAUUGAUUUCCUCGAAACAGGGAAGUGUUUCGUAAUAGAGGAAGUUUUAGAUGGUACUACUUUCACUACUGGGAUAAUUAUAAUUACCAUGGAACAGAAGUAAAAGAGUUUACAGUUUCUAUCCGACUGAUACGUGAACCAAACUACUUAGUGGGGUUGUCAAAUCUUUAAACUCCGCAAUUUUCUUCCGUGGAAGAAAAGUCUUGCGAGUCCACGAUGUGGAAACUUCCAGCAUGUUCUUUGUAUGUGUCAUGAAUCAGUUGAUCCCAAUAACUCGAGUUGUUGGGAGAAGGUUAUGCUGGAUCUUAUACCACUCUCUAACACGUCCCCUCAAACGAAAGCCAACUCAUUAAUAUUUGGGGUCGUGGAGAUUCGAACACACGACCACUUGGCCAAACCAGCUCUGAUACCAUGUCAUGAACCAGUUGAUCCCAAUAACUCGAGUUGUUGGGAGAAGGUUAUGUUGGAUCUUAUACCACUCUCUAACAAUAUAUGGCAUUGAUGAUC
Molecule: messenger RNA, 1213 nt
Organism: Linum trigynum
Lineage: Eukaryota; Viridiplantae; Streptophyta; Magnoliopsida; Malpighiales; Linaceae
Source: the annotation of a GenBank genome assembly